Messenger RNA from Polyodon spathula (Mississippi paddlefish), 2497 nucleotides. Its product is annotated as solute carrier family 22 member 3-like. Gene Ontology annotation, biological process: transmembrane transport. Bases 219 to 1886 code for a protein of 555 amino acids. The transcript is spliced from 11 exons. Lineage: Eukaryota; Metazoa; Chordata; Actinopteri; Acipenseriformes; Polyodontidae. Gene Ontology annotation, cellular component: membrane. The record is from RefSeq and is a predicted model, not a curated record. Gene Ontology annotation, molecular function: transmembrane transporter activity.
GAAUGUGCCUGCCCACUUUGUAAAGCUCAGCCACUUAUCUCUAAACAGAAAUAUAUGUUUGGAACUUUUUUCACCAGUCUUGGCCAGCAGUGGUUAGUGUGUGAGUCUAGUUGCUCAAGCUUGGAAGCAGAACGACAGGACUUAAAGUUGGAAAGCUUUCAGCUGCUCAGUUAUUUGAAGCUUUUGAAAGAGCUCUCACUACAACUGGAUUGGACAUAAUGCCAACCUUUGAUGAGUUGUUGGUGGACAUUGGGGAGUUUGGUUCAUACCAGAAGAGGGUUUUUCUGCUAGCGUGUGUUCCCGGUAUACUUUUCAGCUUUGUUUUUGUGGGGAUAGUUUUCCUGGGGGAUACUCCUGCUCACUGGUGCCGGAGCCCUGCAGUGGAUGAAAUCAGAGAAAAAUGCGGCUGGACUUGGGAGGAAGAGAGGAACUUUACAGUUCCCCAGCUGAAAGGGACUGAGGGUUCCUUCAGCCAGUGUGAGCAAUACGAUAUACAUUGGAACAGCACUGACUUUAGCUGCGGCAAGCCACUGUCACAGUCUACUAACUACUCUACAGAUGGGAUACCUCUUACUCCCUGUAAGAAUGGCUGGAACUUUGAUACUUCAAGAACCACAAUUGUCAGUGAGUAUGACCUUGUAUGUGACCAUGCAUGGAAGGUAGACCUUACCCAAGCUUUCCUGAAUGUGGGAUUACUAAUCGGAGCGGUGGUCACUGGCUAUGGAGCAGAUCGGUUUGGUAGAAAGUUGUGUAUCCUUAUUUCUGUUUUGGAUUGGGGCUCUCUGGGGCUCUCUGGGGUAGCAGUGGCAUUUUCACCCAACUACAUAGUAAUGCUGCUGUUCCGCACAAUUCAAGGUGUCUUUGGGAAAGGAGCAUGGAUGGCUUCAUAUGUGCUGGUAACAGAAAUAGUUGGAUCAAACCACAGGAGGGUUGUCUCUAUUGUGGCUCAGAUAUUUUUUACAUUUGGGGUGGUAAUCUUUCCCGGAAUCGCAUAUCUCAUCCCCUCAUGGAAGGCCUUACAACUGACCAUCACACUGCCAACCUUCAUCUUAUUGGUAUACUUCUGGCUCAUUCCGGAAUCCCCACGGUGGUUGUUGAAUCGGCAAAAAAUGAAAGAAGCCUUGAAAAUUGCAGGGGACAUUGCCAAGCAAAAUGGAAGAUCAUUACCAGAAAAGUACAGAGAGAUGAAACUUUUAGAGCCAAACCCUGAAGAUUUCAGUAACCCAUCCUUUCUAGAUCUGUUUAGGACCUCACAGAUGAGGAAGCAGACACUCAUUCUAAUGUAUGCCUGGUUCACAAGUGCAGUGGUUUACCAAGGGCUUAUUAUGCGUCUAGGAAUCGUAGGAGGUAACCUAUACCUUGGGUUCUUUAUCUCCGGGAUUGUGGAACUGCCUGCAGCAUUCAUUAUUUUAUUGACUAUUGACCGAGUGGGGAGACGUCUUCCGUUUGCCACUGCUAACAUGGUGGCAGGAGUGGCAUGUCUUAUUACCACUUUAAUUCCAGAAGACAUAAACUGGCUAAAGACAACCCUUGCAGUUAUUGGCAGGCUUGGGAUAACAAUGGCGUAUGAAAUUGUUUACCUUGUAAACUCUGAGCUGUAUCCCACAUCAAUAAGGAACCUUGGAGUUUCUGCAUGCUCGUCCCUUUCUGAUGUGGGAGGGAUUGUAGCCCCCUUUUUGCUAUACAGACUAGCAAGUAUAUGGUUAGAACUACCUUUGAUAUUGUAUGGAGUCAUCGCUGUGUUGUGUGGUGGGCUAGUAAUGCUUUUACCAGAAACCAACGGCAUUGAUUUACCUGAGACAGUGCAAGAUGUAGAAACAUUAGGAAGGGGCCACAAGGCUAAAGUUAAAAGAAACAAGUCGAAGACUAGAGAUUCCUGCAUAUGACCACAAAGCAAGAGAAAACUUUGAACAUAAACUAAAUCCAGGUUACUGUCGUUAUUACGCACAAGUAUCUUAGUAAAACUAUUAUUUAGGAACAGUCAGUGGAUGUGGAGUGACCUGUUGUUUGUCUCUUCUUGUUCCUUGUACAGUAGCUGCCCCAGGAUCAUAGUGGUUACAUUUUUUUUGUACUCUGCCAUGACUAAACCUGCCUAUCAAUCUGCCAGCAUUCAGAAUUUUGGUUUCUCAUAUAUGUUUCUGUAUGUGAUGCAGAGUUACCAAAGUAUUUUUUUUUCUUUUUCUGUACAAUAAAUAUCAUAUUUUGCAAAACUUAUACAUCUAUGGCCCAGUGUUAUGCAUCACCAAUUUUAGGAUUGAGACAUCAUGAUCAUAACCGCCCCAUGCUUUUUAAAGGUUUAAGGCUUUCAGGUACCAGUUUUCCAAUGAAAGUACAAGCUUAUUAUGUUGCUUAAAGGUGAAAUCUAAUUUAGUUUGUGUUGUCCUUGAUUAACAAUGCACAAUCUUGUUACCGCCCUCCCAUUUUUUUGUCUGUGUAAACAUAUGUACAGUCCCUGAUGAGUCCUGACCAUUAUUAAAAUCGCUUGUUUCUUCCUUCA